AUGGACCGCCCUCAGGAUGUUUCGACGUCCACGGCUGCACAGUCUUCGUUGCUUUCGCGACGUCGCAAGACGACCCCUUCGCGCCCUCCAUCGUCCAAUUCUCCCACCGCUGAUAUCUCCUCCCCCGAAGUGAUAUCCUCGUUGAUAUCCUCCCUCUCGACUAUAUCAGUCCCCCUCCAAACUCACUUUGAAGACGUCCCGUAUUUCGACUCCGAUGCGGUUCCGCCUUCCCCGCUGCAAACCGAGUUCCCAACAACGUUUCCAACCACGCCACUCCACCCCCCGCCGAAUGAGUAUGGUUUUGGGAUGAGCUACGGGGCACAGAAGAUUCCCGGGGAGCCGCCGCAUAGUCCCUUCCUGCACCCAGAUGAUGCUGCUGUUGCGCCCGUCAUUCGCAUGGCCAGGGCGCCCCCAUCCCCGAAGCUGAAAAAUACUUUUGAUCCUUCUCCGUCUCCCACGAGACCUUCCUCGAGGGGCUCGUAUACAUCCUCCAAGGCUGCUUACGAAGAUUCCGCCUUUGGAAUGAUCACAGCGGAACCUGGCCCACGCGUGUCAACGGCGCCCAGCAUCGCGUCUUCGAGCUCGGGAGGCAGAAAAAGCAUCAAGAAUCAAUUUUCUUUGUUAAAGAAGUCAUCCCGUGAAUUUACUGGUACCGGUGACAGCGAGAAGCAAGCGGAUCGGUUGCGGAAGACGAACAGUUAUAACGAUAGCUUGAGAUACAAUAUCCCGCGCAGUAGAGCUAGCCUACGCUCUAUGCAGUCCAUGGCCGAUGUGGCCGAAGAAGAUCGCCUUGCUAUGGAACCUCACCAAGAAAAUGUUGUCAGCACACCGCCAAGUAAAGAGCGUCAUUCAUUACAAAGCAUAAGGGAUUCCCCAAGCAGUACUCCAGGUGGGAUUGGGAGUAACAAGGUUAUCCCUGCCCGCGAGUCGUCGCUGCGACAUAGUUUCUCUUCUAGCUCUAGAAGGCACAGAUCAGCUCGUCAUAGCCGGUAUUCGUCGACGGGUAGUAAGGAGAUGAAAGUGGACAGUGGGGUGUUUGGGACUGGCAAUGAAGCCGAGCAGGUUACAAAAAGGAUACAAGAGCUCAAGGACCAACAGCAAAAAAUAAAGACUGAAUUGGAAACCGAUAAUACUCCAGCCAGAUCCACGAGGGAAGCACCCGCCAAGCAAAGUCGACCCUCGCGAGCGCCAAGCGAAAUUACCGUGGACACCAUGUUUCAGGAAGAUGUGAAUCAUCGAGGUCCUAGUAUUGACGAGAGCGCACCAUCCCCAGCGGUCAUGACGGGGAAAAGUAGAACUGGAAUUCGAACUCCCAGUUCGCCAUUCGCAUCCAAACCCACCAGCCCACAGCAGCCGCUCUCGGCAAGGCAGUCGCUUGAUAGAGCAGACCAAAUUGAAAGGCUUCGUUCUAGGCGAUCAUUGGAGCCAACAAGUCCUGCGAGACAGCACAAACGAACACCAUCCUUCCCGGUCUCUACAGGCCGUGCUUCGGUUGUGGAUGACCGCCCUUCGAGUGCAGAUUCUAUUGAAAUUGCCGUCAUUGAUUAUGUAUCAUCCCCCAAACUUACCCAGUGCGUGUCGCAUCCUACGACUGGCCGUAUAAUAGCAUUUUCGGAGGUCGGAGACCCCAAGGGCCAUGUUGUCCUAUGUUGUUUGGGCAUGGGCCUUACGAGGUAUCUCAUGGCAUUCUACGAUGAGUUGGCGCGGACACUCAAUCUCAGGUUGAUCACGUUGGAUCGCCCUGGUGUUGGAGAGAGCGGGCCUUAUGUGGACGAAUCGGGGACACCUCUCAAUUGGCCUGAUGAUGUUGCGAUUGUGUGCAAUCACCUGAAAGUGACCAAGUUUUCGAUUCUCGCACACUCGGCUGGUGCGAUAUAUGCACUUGCAACUGCCCUGAGAAUCCCCCAGCAUAUCCGUGGCCGCAUUCACCUUUUGGCUCCAUGGAUUCCGCCGUCUCAACUCUCUAACAUAAGCUCACAGAAAGAACCCGUACCAACCAAUGCGGUUCCCUAUUCUCAAAGAAUUCUUCGUGCCUUGCCUACUUCCAUUUUGAAGGUCGCAAAUUCGAGUUUUAUGACUGCCACAAGUGCCAGUCUCACCUCUAGUUUACCCAAAUCGCCUCGACGAAGCAAACGCAGGGCCACUACAAAAGAUAUCUUUACCGAACCGGAAGCCUCUGAACAAGUCCAAUCAAAGUUAUACCAGCAAGGAGACGAUCUCAAGGCACUGGAAAAUUUAAAAACACCUUUUACCUCGGACGAACCAGCCACUAAUGUUGGAGUUGAGAAGAACAGAGCCUCUGUUGCCGCAAGUCAAGAUCCAGAACGCCAGACAGACUACGAUAACAGAUUGACUCACAGAAUCUGGGAGCUGGCGACAACGAACGCGAACCCGGCAGUGGACCUGCUGGUUUGCCUAGAACGUCGCCAACCAAUUGGAUUUCGUUAUGUGGAUAUCACCCGGGCCGUUGUGAUCCAUCAUGGAAGUAGAGAUACCCGUGUUCCUGUUGACAACAUUCGAUGGUUGGGAAAGACCAUGCGCCGUUGUGAAGUCCGAAUUCUCGAGGGCGAGGGCCAUGGUUUGAUGGCCUCGGCUGCCGUCAUGGGCAAUGUCCUGAUGGAGAUUGCCAAAGAAUGGGAGGACUGGAUGAUACUGGUCCAGGGAAAACGCAAGGCAACUGUUGGGGCACGAUCCGGUAUCGUGGCCUGA
Messenger RNA from Aspergillus wentii DTO 134E9, 2709 nucleotides. RefSeq lists its product as uncharacterized. The record is from RefSeq and is a predicted model, not a curated record. Bases 1 to 2709 code for a protein of 902 amino acids. NCBI's taxonomy places the organism in Eukaryota, Fungi, Ascomycota, Eurotiomycetes, Eurotiales, Aspergillaceae. The transcript is spliced from 2 exons.